This is a messenger RNA of Trichechus manatus latirostris (Florida manatee), 6164 nucleotides long. It is a transcript of the gene SLC35D1, whose product is annotated as solute carrier family 35 member D1. The transcript is spliced from 10 exons. The coding region runs from base 438 to 1451 and encodes 337 amino acids. Gene Ontology annotation, cellular component: Golgi apparatus. Lineage: Eukaryota; Metazoa; Chordata; Mammalia; Sirenia; Trichechidae. The record is from RefSeq and is a predicted model, not a curated record. Gene Ontology annotation, molecular function: antiporter activity; UDP-N-acetylglucosamine transmembrane transporter activity; UDP-N-acetylgalactosamine transmembrane transporter activity.
GGGUCCGGCUCCCUCCGCGGAGCUCGGGCCGGACGCGUUCCGGCAGCCCCUGCGGUGCCCGUCUUGCAGCGCCUCUAAAACCCAGCCGUUCGGAGUGAUGGAGCAAAGUUGCUUCGUGACUUUUUGGUCCCUAUGCAUGCAAGACGGGGAGGAGAACGAGGGAUGCCCUCCGUCCUCUUAGAUCGGGGUCUGGGACUUCUUAGAUCGGCGUCUGGGACUUCUUAGAUCGGGGUCUGGGACUUCAGUGGUUCCCCGCGUUCGCUGACAGCCUUGGGGAUGUGCGCAUCCUCACGCCCAUUUACAGUUAUUAGGUUGCUGUCACUGGGACUCUAAGACAAAAGUAUUUUUUUAAGUGUGAAACCCUUGAGGAGAUCUGUAUCUUAACUUCUUGAAAAAUCUGUUGCCUGCAGUCGACUGAAAUUGUAAAAUCAGACAAGAUGAGACAAGUGGCUGCCCACGGCUACAAAAUCAGCGGGGUUGCCCGCCAAUCGGCAAGAAUUUUUCUCACAAGAUUUUCUUUCAUUUGGAUAAACUGCAACGUUAGUGUGAAUGGUAUCAAAAAUACAUUUAAGGUUGCCAAUUCGCAAAGUGAAUUCACAGGACUACGUUUGGGUUUGCUGACUCUGUGCUCUUUUUUUCUUUCCCGUUUUUGUAGAUUUCCCUCCUCACUAUGUGUUGGACUUGGCCAGAUGGUGGCCACGGUGGCAGUUCUGUCGGUGGGAAAGGCGCUCAGAGUAGUCAAGUUUCCUGACUUUGACAGAAAUGUACCUCAAAAGACGUUUCCACUACCUCUACUAUAUUUUGGGAACCAAAUCACGGGACUGUUCAGCACAAAGAAACUGAACUUGCCAAUGUUUACAGUUCUGAGAAGGUUCUCUAUCCUGUUUACAAUGUUUGCUGAAGGAGUUUUACUCAACUCCGACUUGGCAUUUGAUCUGGAAGGAUAUGUUUUUAUCCUGAUAAAUGAUGUCUUGACAGCAGCAAAUGGUGCAUACGUAAAACAAAAAUUAGAUUCAAAAGAGCUGGGAAAAUAUGGUCUGCUCUAUUACAAUGCACUGUUCAUGAUUCUGCCCACACUGGCCAUUGCAUAUUUCACAGGAGAUGCACAAAAGGCAAUGGAUUUUGAAGGCUGGGCCGACACUCUUUUUCUUCUGCAGUUUACCCUCUCCUGUGUGAUGGGGUUUAUCUUGAUGUACGCCACAGUACUUUGCACUCAGUAUAAUUCUGCUCUUACAACUACAAUAGUUGGGUGCAUUAAGAAUAUAUUAAUAACUUAUAUUGGAAUGGUUUUUGGUGGAGAUUAUAUUUUCACAUGGACAAACUUUAUUGGUUUAAAUAUCAGCAUUGCUGGGAGCCUGGUAUAUUCCUACAUCACUUUUUCUGAAGAGCAGCUGAGCAAACAGUCAGAGGCCAGUAACAAGCUGGACACUAAGGGAAAAGGAGCAGUAUGACCAGAGGGUUGCGCUUAAACUUAAGGAGGCCCAAGUUUUUGAUCAACUCGGAACACUGGCAAUUCUUACGCAGAUAUUGAGGUGUCUUGAUUAUGGAGAAAAUACCAUUCUUUUGCACUUGUACAAUCUGAGGAUUGAUUGCUGCCUUUUAAAAUUUUAUGAUGAGAGAAACUUAUAAUUGACUCUAUUUUAAAUAUGCUGUUUGAAUUAAUUUAUAUCAGGCUGGAAAAUAUACUGGGCUUUUUAAUUUAUUUUUUCUUCUAUGCUGACACUGAAUCAUCAGUGUUUUGAAUAUAUUUUAUUCCAUAGUUUGAUAUCCAGGUGUCCCUGAGAGGUGCAUGUAUAAAGUGUUCCAACAGAGCCUCAUCACUCAAAUCAUUGCUGCAAUCUUCUGGAGGCAGUUUAACCUUCCUUCUGCUGGAAGUGCAGCUGAUUAUCUGAAAUUUCUCUUCUUUGAAUUUUAUUUCUUACGAUUGCAUCGUCUUCAUGAGGGUGUCAUCAUUUCAUUUGCGUAAGAUGACAACUUUGGCACUAAAAAAUACAUAUAUGGGGCUUUGAAGUGCAUUGGUUUCCAUGUGAGCUUCCCUGAGGACUCAUGAGAUGAACCGAGUACAUUCCUUGAAAACACAUUGUUCCCUCUUUGUUGUGUAGGAUGAGAAUAGUGAAGGAAGGGAGGAAAUAGGCCUUUUGUUAAUUUAUUCAUCCAUCUGAAUCAUUUAUUCAUCUAAAAUGUGUUGAGUAUGUAAUAUUUGCCAGGCAUUUGUGCUAAGUGCUGGGAAUACAGAGAUGAUUUUGGAGGUGGUUGAAACAUCUCACUCCUGCUGUAGUGACUGAGGAUAAAAUGGAGAACGUAGCUCUGUCAGUCAGUUCAGAAGACGUGAAUAUGAGCAAGCUGCUUCAGCUCUCAGAAAUACAAAUCUGUAACUGAGGUUAGAAGCCCCUGCCCGCCCUGCCUACUCCACAGCAGUUUGAGUCCAAAUACAACAAUCUGAGAUCAAAUGCAUGUUUAGAGCUGCAUUUUGGAAACUAAAUCAGCUCAGCAUUGAUCCCUUUUUCCUCUGAAAAAGAAUGGCAAUCAGGCAAGGUGACCACCUUUAUUUCCUCAUGCCUGUCUCCUCUGGGUUGCUACUUUUUUUUAUUUCUCUUUAGAGCAAUAUGGCUAGUGCCCACAUUUCUGAAUUUAUUGGUUUGAGGGGAAAGCCUGGCUAGAAGUUUCUGGAUUGGGAGGCUUGGACUUUAUCUGGCACUGUCAGUGUUAGAGCCAUUAUCUUUCUCCUCAUACGGCACUAGUGUACCUUGUCUCUUGGACAUUCUCAUUGGCCCCACCCGCUUCCAUCCCAUGCCCCGUGGCUCACUUAGUGAACAUGUUAGCUUCUCAUAAGACCAGUGCUGCCUCCUGGGAGAGCAGCAGUGAACGGACAUUGCCUGAAUUGCCUCUUGUAUGGGACAAUUCAGACACAGUUCUGGGCCUCGUCUCAGGUAUCUGUUGACUUUGGGGUUGAGUGUGUUUGCUCAGGCCAGUUGUGCAAUCAGUGCACAAGAGAUUGGGUCCCUUUGCACUGGUGCACACACUAGCUUCUGUUUCAUUGGGUUUGGAAUCCGCUGGGCUCUGUUGACCUAAACAUUUGGUAUUUUGGUGUCUCAAGGAAGGUUUUUUUUUUUUUUCCUUAUUUCAUGAAGAAUUAUAUUGAGGUCAUUUUCAUAGUCAUGUCUCUCCUCAAUUUUGUUUUGUGUUUAUUAAAGCCUGGCCAGUGGUGCUGUGUUCCCACAGUUUGUCCCAUGACCAACUCCCAUUGGAACAAGUUCCAUAUAAGAGGUCCUGGGCGCAUUUUUUUCCAGCAUCAUCUGACCUGAGAAAAUUCCAGUGGAAGAAUAGGAUAUUAUCUUGUGUCAGAUGGGUACUGUCCCUAUUUUACCAGUGAGAAGAGAGUCAAAGAAAGUAGGGGACUUGCCAGUAAGUAAAAAAUCCAUGUUCUUUGCAUUGAACCAUGGUGCCAUUUGAUUAACUUAUCUGAGGGAGUGAAGGAAUGGGAAUGCUAGCUGAAUUAGCUUGAGCUGUUUCAAAGAGGCAAGUGGUUGAUUGAAUUUGGAGUCAGAGAAGAAUAAGCUUUGCAGACCUAGCAUGGAGAAGCAGAGGUCACUGUGUGUCCUGGAGCCUUCAUCCACUUUCUGGGCUGGCCUCAGUUGAUAUGCAUUUCUGUGAAUGUUACCUGCUGGUGCCUGGUUUUGUCUGGGUGUAAUGGAAAAGUACAAGUUAUAGUGAGAACUAAUUUUAGUGGUUCUGUUCCUUCUUCUGUUAGCCACAUGAAGGAGGAAACUUUGACGUUAGAUAUUUGUGUUGUGGAAUUCCUUGUUAUGCUAGGCCUUUGGAUGUAUUUAGAGGUAAUGGGCUAGCGCUGCACCAGGGAUUGAAGUGCUUCUUGGGAGUCAGGUUCCCUUGGAGGUCUGUCACAUCUCUAGGUUUAUUUGAGAAAAUUACAUAUAGUUAUAACUUCACUAAAUGUAUAUGACAGGCUUCUGUACCUCAAGGGCCCUGGCCUGUACUGAACCUUCUGGGUAGACAGAAGCAGUCCAGUGACUGAGAACUCCCGGCCUGUCUGUGUCCUGAUUCCUGGGAGUUCCCCUCAGUGCAGCCUCCUGUCUUGAAGCGUAGGAGAGAGCAGCCUGGGGAAGCUGAGAUGGAGUGGACUGGGCAACCAUUUUUGGAGUACAGUCAGUUCCUGAAUAACAAGACGUCUGACUUACGGACAACUCGUAUUUACGGACAACUCGUACUUCAGAACAGACUGCCAUAAAGGCUAUUAUAUUAAAAAUUUGAGUUAAAUAUGAUAGUUCUUAAUAACGAAUGCACACACUACUUUGUUACACUCAUGAAAACUGCACGGUUUGAAAGUGUUUAAGUGUUUUAUGUGCAUAGAAAGGUAGAAUAUACACUGUAUACUAAGACAAACAUUUGACACUAAAUAAGAACCCGUAUAUACCUGUUUAGACUUACCUACAAAUUCAACUAACAGACAGACUUAGGAACAGAGAGCGUUCAUAACCUGGGCACUGCCUGUAUGUGUUUUCAGUUAUGUGCAGGCCUAAGGGUAGUGUACCAGAGAUUGUACCUGUACCCUAGAAGCUCCCAGAAUGUCUGGAUUUUGCCCAAGGUUGAUAUCUUGGAAAGGAAAAAUUCUUUGGCCUGUUAACUACCUCCUAGCAGUAUAGAGUUAAGUCUUGAAUUUGCCCGUUGAGACAGAGGAGCUGUGCUGAGAAUCCUCAAAGUCAAGUUCCAUGACUAGUGGUUCCUCUUCCUUGAGUUAAUGAAAGCGAAGAUCCUCUUUGGCCAGUCUUUGUCAGUGCUGGAUUGAUUCACAUAACCCCAGCUGACCCAACUGCUCGUGGCCAAUAUGUCAGGUGAGUUUUGAUUGCCUCAUGUGGCUCUUGCCUCCUUUAGUAGUCAGUCAUUUGUAGGAUCCAGCUUGCACGUAGAUUAGAAAAAAGUGUAAGUUUACUGUAGUUUUACUGCGUCAAGAAUCCAUGGAAGGCUUUGGUCGGUAAAACUGGUGUAGGAUUUUCAUGGAAAGUGUAGUAAAGCUUUGAUUGGUUGGGAAUAGUACCAAAGACUUUGGGCCUGCCUUCACUUUAGUUAUUAUGGCCUCAGUGAGCAAAGCUCAGCUCCGGGAAAACUGAGAUGAAUGUGAAAUGGUUCUUGCCCUAAGGAAAGUAGAUUUCUUUAGCCUUAGGUGGUGGCCUGAACCCUAGUUGAGAGAAAGGAAGCAGGUGCCUGCGCAGUUAUCAGCAUCAUUGCUUCUAGAGGUGCCUCACCUACAUGGCGAUAGCAUUUUUUUAACCCCAGGGAACUCUUGUAACCCAUACUGGUCUUCUAGCUCUGAGAUAAGUGACAUGGCCCUUAGUUCUGUGAGCAGCCUGGGUUCCUUCUCCGUCGACUGCACAUAUUCUUGCUUCCCCGUAACCAUGUGAUACUGGUUCCUCCUUAUGGACAAGGCCGUAACUGAUAUUUUAUUCCCUGAGGGAAAAUAAUCAUAUUUAGAAGAAACAAUGGAUGUAAAACUACUCAGCACAGUGCCAGGCACUCGGCACUGUAGUAUCUGGUAUUAUUUCAUGGUGACACUGUAGGCAAAACAAGAUUCUUAAUUUCUGCUUUUUAAAUGCUAGAGGGCAUCGUGUGUUUGUUGAAAAAACGUGACCCCGGACUUCAUUGCCUCUAGAACGCUUAGAUAAUGGUUCCUGUUCACUGUCUUUUUUUUUUUUUUUUUUCAAUACCUACUGGAUAUAGUUGUGGUCAUUGUGUGAUGCAGCUGAUUCCACCUGUUUUUAAAAAGGAACAAAAUUACUUUCAUACUGUGAUGGUAAAUUUUAUAAAAGGAAAAUUAUACCUUAGAGGAAGAUAAUUAUACUUCAAAAUGGUAAUUCAGUUCAGGCUUCCCCAGUUUGUCACCUUAAGAUCGCUCCUGUACGUGCUGGGCAUCCCUUCUUCCUCUCCUGGUUAAAUGCACUUGACUACACACUGCCUCUGCUUCGAGGUCUGUCUCACUUGUCAGUAUAUGUGGAUCUCUUGCACCAUCACUGUUUCUCUAAACCCACCUAAUGAGUUCUUACUGUUAGGACCCACUUCAUCAUAAUAUAAGGAGAUACUCUCAGUGUUUUGUUUUCUUUUUUUAAGCUUUUUUAUUUUAUACUUUUUAAAAAGAAAGCUGAUUAGAUUUG